AUGAGGCUUCGAAGCUCAGGGUUCCUAAAGUGGUCGUCUCUCCCUCCAGAGAUCCGCCACAUGAUUCUAAACACCAUAGUCGACCUCAAGAAUCCACGCUGGGCUGAUUUAGCUUCCGUUUCGAAAGAAUGGCAAAGCGUCAUUGGAGUGAGGAACAUGGCCAAGCUAAAGCUCCAAUCACCAUCCUGCUUCGACGGAUUCGAGAAAAUUGUUCAACAGAGACACCUUGUGAAGCAUAUCUAUCUUUGCGUCGAGCUACCGAAGUAUGACUGUACUCUUUGCAAGGCUCGUACUCGCACUCCUAGUUUUUCACGCGAUAGUUCCAUAAUCAGCCACGCUAUUGGCAAGAUCUUGUCUAUUUUGAGUACAUGGAAGACUCAAGGUCCUUUGACACUGGAACUCAACGCGGUUUCUUGCAAAUCAACUUGGCACGAUCCCUCGCACGGUUGGGUGAACGGUACCCAGCUAUGUACCUGUCACUGCGGUCACCAGCCUGUUGAUUCGUCGCCAAUUCCGCCGUUGUCUUCUACCUUCCAGUCUGGACAAACUGUUGUCGCAGCUGAACGUGAAGAAGCAAUAGGCAUGGUUUUGCCUAAAACACUCAAGAGUCUGAUCUUAUUUCAGCAUUCCGUUGAGCAUCUUACACAGUCAGCCUAUCAAGAUCCAAGUUACGAGAGGCUCAGAGACAUUCGGAAUCGUUUGGAUAUCCAAAAUAAAUCCAGCCGAUAUCUUGCUCAGACAAGCUUGAGACUUGAACAAUUUUUUGUCUCGUUCCUUAUUAACGCCGGGGAUUUUCUCGCAGCAUGUAGGAAAGAAUGGACGUGGGAGCAUCUGCAAUCAUUAGCGUUGAGUUUCCAAGGAAGUGGAAAGCACCACCAGGAGGGUAUUAACAGUCCACUACUCUCUACAGCAAAGGUUGCACUGCGAAUGCCGAAGCUUGAAACUUUGGUACUUUGGAGUGGAGACCGGGGAACCACCUGUGCAUUCAUCUACACAAGAAACGAAUACUGCGCUCAAGUGGUAUGGCGAGGUACAUGGGACCUGGAUAUCAGCCAGGAGGCUCUAAAAGCAUGGGAAGCUGUUGCCGCGCUUUAUUCCUUGGAACUGAGAGUUGAGCAUGAGCGUAUUCAAGAGGUUAUUCGCUCUUGUGGGGAUGCCAUACAUCACCUUAACCUGCCCUGUCAGAUUAUUCAACCUACGUCGCUUUGGCAGAUGCGAGUAGAGGAAGCCUAG
Fusarium graminearum PH-1 is the source of this 1233-nucleotide messenger RNA. RefSeq lists its product as uncharacterized. The coding region runs from base 1 to 1233 and encodes 410 amino acids. Lineage: Eukaryota; Fungi; Ascomycota; Sordariomycetes; Hypocreales; Nectriaceae. The record is from RefSeq and is a predicted model, not a curated record. The transcript has 4 exons.